AAUUUUAGAGACGCUGUUGAGUAAUCAUUCUAACGUGAUGAGCGCUGGUGUAGACUGAUUCUAAUAUUAAUGAAUCAAAUGAGAACACGGUGAAUUUUAAUACUUUCAUACACACGUAAAUCAGACACGUACAUAACGCAAAUACACUAAAUUGAUAACAGAGCACAUUAUUAAAGUCAAACCGAUAACGUUGGUGUAUCUCAUGUACUAGCCGCUAGUAUCAUUAAACGUAGACUGACGCUGUGGCAAAGGCGUGGAGAAAAACUGGGGUCAACACACGCGGCAAAACAGUGCAGAGGACAGAACAAAAGACAUUUCAAAGUGUACGUGAUUAACAAUAUCAUUAAUGAUUAUAAUGACUUGAAGACGGUGAUGUUGUGAGGUGUGAAUUUUGGAAAUGUGGUAUUGUUAAACAUUGUUAUAAUGUCGAGUGCAGUGAAUAAAGUUCCACCAGACGGAGGAUAUGGGUGGAUAGUGGUGGUCGCCUAUGCCCUCAAUAAUGUGGUAGUUCUUCCCCUUAUUGCUGGAUUCGGUUUAGUUUUUCAAGAAGCCUUUGACGAGACAGGUUUAUCCGCUACCCAAGGAACACUAAUUAUCACCCUUAACCAUGGAAUUGGCAUGCUUAUGUCGUUUUUCACUGGACCAGUACUCCAGAGGUUUGGUUACCGAAAAGUUGCCGUUUUUGGAGCAAUUUUUAUUGCUCUUGGUCUCAUGAUGACGGCCGCUACAUCAAAUUUCUGGCUGUUUAUUUUCUCCUACAGUAUUAUCUGUGCAUUGGGCGUUGCAUCAGUUAUGGCAUCCUUCUCAUUAGCAAUAAAUUCAUUUUUCAAGGAGAAAAGAGCACGCGCUGUAGGCGCUGGAAUGUCCAUGACAGGACUAGGAGCCAUUUACAUGCCCCUCCUCAUGAGUACUCUCAUGUACACUUAUGGUUGGAGAUAUGCCGUACUUAUUCUUAGUGCUAUAUGCUUGCACUCUCUUGUCGCUGCUUGUUUACUAAGACCAGCCAAAUGGUACUUAAGAAAUCCGCCAAUUACAGAAGAACUCGAGCCAUUAAAUAAGGAUACUGGUAUAGAACUUGUGAAUGGAAGUUUUACAACGUCUUCAAAACUAACUGGAUCGACAACACCUAAAAUUGAAGAAAGUGUGGAAACUGGUUUAAUUCCUCCAAAAAGUUUAUCAAUGCGAUCUUUGUACAGCAGUGCUAGUCUCGAAGCAAGAAACGCUAUCUCGCAUCCUGAUGUACGCAAAAAGACAUCAGAACCACCAGAACCACCGCUCUCUGAAGCUAAAUAUAAGUGGUGGGAAUCUCAAGAGAUAAAUUUGGGUAGUUCAAUAAAUAUUUUCAAUGAACCGAAGUCGGAUAUAAAAGAAAAGGAGCCACUAAAUAUUCUACCUGAAAAAAAUAAGAAAGAAAAGACAUUUCUAGACAAAUUCAUAGAAUUUUUCGAUUUGACUUUGCUUAGUGAUCCAAUAUUUGUAAACAUUUUGAUUGGUCUCUCAGUCGCAGCAUGUGUGGAAACUAAUUUUUCAUUGCUUCUUCCAAUAAUGCUAAAAGACAUGUUGAAAUUUGAAACAUCUCAAAUAGCUCAGAUAAUGGCUGUUAUUGGAUUUUCAGACACAAUCUUUCGAUUCGUGUCUCCAUUUAUAGGAGAAUGGUGUAAUAAACCACCAAGAGUUAUGUAUAUUGUCGGAUUAUUGUUAAUUAUUUUUACAAGGACAAUUAUGCUGUUCACAACUUCGUACAUCGGUAUGAUGUUCGUAGCUCUUCUUAUGGGUAUCACCAAAGGCAUAAGGACAGUCUACAUGAAUAUCAUCAUCCCUAGCCAUGUACCAAUAGACAGACUACCGUUUGCGUACAGCAUACAAAUGUUCGUCAAUGGAAUCACGAUUAUUGCACUUGGACCAUUAUUAGGAAAGAUUCGUGAAAUAUCUGGAUCAUAUCAAAUACCAAUAGUGGUGUUGAAUUCGGUGACUCUAGUCACAGUUGUUUUGUGGACGUGCGAAUUUAUUUACUUCAGACUGAAGCAGAAAUCCGUCACAGAAACCCAAGAACAGCAGUAAAGAAAUCACUCAAGAUGUAUGAAUUCCACAAAUGUUAAACAUUGUUAAGACUUACGUAUUAGUUGUUAUUUAAAUAAUUUUUAUAAAUAUAUUUGUUUAAAGUUGUUAA
This is a messenger RNA of Amyelois transitella, 2170 nucleotides long. RefSeq names its product monocarboxylate transporter 9-like. The record is from RefSeq and is a predicted model, not a curated record. Gene Ontology annotation, biological process: monocarboxylic acid transport; transmembrane transport. NCBI's taxonomy places the organism in Eukaryota, Metazoa, Arthropoda, Insecta, Lepidoptera, Pyralidae. The coding region runs from base 424 to 2061 and encodes 545 amino acids. Gene Ontology annotation, molecular function: monocarboxylic acid transmembrane transporter activity. The transcript is spliced from 6 exons.